Myripristis murdjan (pinecone soldierfish) is the source of this 2228-nucleotide messenger RNA. RefSeq names its product ras-related protein ORAB-1-like. The transcript has 6 exons. Bases 423 to 1034 code for a protein of 203 amino acids. The record is from RefSeq and is a predicted model, not a curated record. Gene Ontology annotation, molecular function: GTPase activity; GTP binding. Lineage: Eukaryota; Metazoa; Chordata; Actinopteri; Holocentriformes; Holocentridae.
ACACGCACACACACAUACACACACACACUCACUCUCUCACUCUCUCUCUCACACACACACACUCACACACAGACACACACACGGGCAGCGGGAGCCGGUUAGACCUCAGUCCGUGUCGCACCGAGCAGGACGUCCAGCUUCUGGUCCGGAGAGUCCCGUGGAGAGUCCAACCCGCCGCCGGGCCGAGCCGCGCCGCGCACCGCUCCUGUUGUUUUGUGAGUCGGCUAGCCUGCCAGCUAAUGUUAGCUAUUUCCUGGUUGGUGUUUCAGCCAUUUUGGGGUUUUACUGAGAAACUGCUAGCCAGCCUUGGUGUCCGCGGCAGCGCCAGCUAACGUCAGCCAGCCGUGUUUUCCAGCCAGAGGCCAGCGGGAGAAACGCCGUGACAUUUUACACGAGGGGAUUUACUCCACGACGAGUCAACGAUGAAUCCCGAAUAUGACUAUUUAUUCAAGCUGCUGCUGAUCGGUGACUCCGGUGUUGGAAAGUCUUGCCUUCUCCUCCGAUUUGCAGAUGACACAUACACAGAAAGCUACAUUAGCACUAUCGGUGUGGACUUCAAAAUACGAACCAUAGAACUAGACGGAAAGACCAUCAAACUUCAGAUCUGGGACACGGCGGGCCAGGAGAGGUUUCGUACAAUCACAUCCAGCUACUACAGAGGUGCUCACGGUAUCAUCGUCGUCUACGAUGUCACGGACCAGGAGUCGUUCAACAACGUCAAACAGUGGCUACAGGAGAUCGACCGCUACGCCAGCGAAAACGUCAACAAGCUGUUGGUUGGGAACAAGUGCGACCUGACGACGAAGAAGGUGGUGGAUUACACAACAGCCAAGGAAUUCGCCGACUCCCUGGGCAUCCCGUUCCUGGAAACAAGCGCCAAGAACGCCACCAACGUGGAGCAGGCCUUCAUGACCAUGGCUGCCGAGAUCAAGAAGAGGAUGGGCCCCGGGGCCACGGCCGGCGGCGGGGAGAAGCCCAACGUCAAGCUGACGCCCGGCACCACCGUCAAGCCUUCGUCAGGAGGAUGCUGCUGAGAGACAGAGAGAGUGAGAGAGAGAGCGAGAGAGAGAGAGCGAGAGAGUAAAACGCCCACUUCCUGUGCCCCCCUCCUCCUCCUCCUCUUCCUCCUCUUCCUCCCCUCCUCCCCCAGCCUGCCCUCCAUCCUCUAAACUCCACUGUGUCCCAACGAGAGGACGGGCGAGAGACGAGUCACGUGUGUGUGUGUGAGAGAGUGUGAGGCUGAGUGUGUGAGUGUGUGUGUGUGUGAGCGUGUGUGGAAGAGUGCAAGCAGAAGAAAACAUGAAGUUGCCUGUUAUUUGUACUAUACAUACUGUAGCCGCACUACCAAAACAAAUAAAGGCUCCCUCAUCUCUUACUGUCCUGGUAGUUGAUAAUAAAUUAUUUGGACAAAAUAUAAUUCUACUUCCCACUUCUCUCAGAGGCGAUAGGUUCUGUUUGGCCCUCUGUAUGCAGGUUGAUGACAACAGUGUGUGUGUGAGUGUGUGUGAGAGAGAGAAUGUGUCUAUUUCACUGCAUUCCUACAGCGGGGUUGGUGUACGACUUGGAUUCAUUAAGGUUUUUUUUUCUGUUUGUAUGUACCAUUUUUUUUGUUGUUUUUUAUUUUGCUCCUGUCCCUCGAUGAUUAUUUUGCUGUGUGUAUCAGCGUGUGUCGGUCUGUCCCCGUUUUUUAAAUUUUUAUUUUUAUUUUUUUGUCCCGCCAACUUCUGCACAGCAGUGUCUCACUGUCCAGCAUCGAAAAGUCUAGUGCAAAAAUAUAUGUACAUAAACAUUAUGUAUAUAUAUAUAUAUAUAUAAAUAUAUAUAUAUAUAUACAGUAUGUGUAAGAUCUGAUUUGCCAGUUCUGUAGUGCUCAGUACAUCAUCGGGUAGUCUUGACUCUUAUCUCUGCAUUCGACUUGUGGCUGAACAUAGUUGUCAGUUUGUUGCUCAACAUGUAACAUUUAAAACUGAGAAAAUAAAUAUUGUACUACCAGACUGUAUGGAACUGAAAGGUCUGUCUGCAGUUCUUGAUGAUACGAAACUUGUUUUAAUUAUUUAUUCUACAUUUAUUUGGCAAGUCUACUGCCGGUGACUUAGGCUCUGUUUGCAGAUUGGCCAGUUCCUGUGUAAUCUCCGAACAGAAUUGCAUAUUAAAACAAACAAACAAACAAAAAACACUAUGUUUUCUUGUUUUCAUAAUAAAGACAACUGAACUCAGUUUUGAAGGAA